AACAAUUUACCAGAGCGGUGGUUGGCAAGCUUCGCUGUUCUGUAUUGAAAGUAGACUUGUUUGCACGUGAACUAGCAAGCCAAACUAGCGAAUCGAAUUUCAUAUCUCUCAACAAACUAAAGCAAACAACGAUGGCUGACGACAAGAAAGAUACGAAGGGUUCGGAAUCGGAGCAUAUCAAUUUGAAGGUGCUGGGACAGGACAACGCUGUCGUCCAGUUUAAGAUCAAAAAACAUACUCCGCUGCGUAAGCUGAUGAACGCCUACUGCGAUCGGGCGGGACUAUCGCUGCAAGUUGUCCGUUUCCGGUUCGAUGGCCAACCGAUUAAUGAGAAUGACACCCCGACAACCCUGGAGAUGGAGGAAGGAGACACCAUUGAAGUGUACCAGCAGCAGACCGGAGGAAAUCAACUGUAAUGCAAGCGGGACAUGGAUGCCGGAAAAUAACGAAGCGACGGAGAGUAUGCUGCAAGCCAAUAACAUCAGCUAGGACAGCAGCGACAUAAUUUAAUUAUUAUUAUUAAACGCGUGGGGUGAACUCAUAAA
Messenger RNA from Anopheles funestus (African malaria mosquito), 545 nucleotides. Its product is annotated as small ubiquitin-related modifier 2-like. NCBI's taxonomy places the organism in Eukaryota, Metazoa, Arthropoda, Insecta, Diptera, Culicidae. The transcript has a single exon. Gene Ontology annotation, biological process: protein sumoylation. Bases 132 to 416 code for a protein of 94 amino acids. The record is from RefSeq and is a predicted model, not a curated record. Gene Ontology annotation, cellular component: nucleus. Gene Ontology annotation, molecular function: ubiquitin-like protein ligase binding; protein tag activity.